This is a messenger RNA of Pelobates cultripes (western spadefoot toad), 672 nucleotides long. NCBI's taxonomy places the organism in Eukaryota, Metazoa, Chordata, Amphibia, Anura, Pelobatidae. The record is from the annotation of a GenBank genome assembly.
AUGGUGGAGGAACUUAACAAGUUACCAACACCAAUCAGAUUUACAGCUCAAAUCAGUUCCAAGAAAGUCCAGUACCUGGACGUGGAACUAUCUGUCGGGGUUAAUAGGCUUGAAUAUAGCCUCUACACCAAAACGACGGACCGGAAUACAUUGCUGCACGCACUAAGUGCCCAUCCACAAACACUCAUUAAGUCUCUUCCAAAAGCUCAAUACCUGAGGGUGAUGCGAAAUAACUCUAAUGAUCUCAUUAAAGAAAGACAACUGUCAGAAAUGACGGAGAAGUUGCUGCAACGUGGUUACAAGCGCUCUAUCCUUGAUGAAGCCCUAAAUGAAGCGAGAGAACCACGAGUAUCCAAAGAAGAAAUGCUUAAACAUGAAGUAACCCAAAAAUUGGUUUUCCCUACCACGUACCAUCAGUCCACCAAAACUAUCUCCUCAACUAUUAGGAAGAAUUGGAGAAUCUUGGCUGCGGACGAUACGCUCCACAAGGUCUUUCUUGAAAAACCUCUUAUUUGCUUCAAACGGAAAAGAUGUUCUAGUCCACACAGACCCUGUUUCAAGUUACACAGAAAAUAUUACUGCCCAAAACCGGGGUUGUGUUCGCUGCCUAGGGUGCGUCACUUGUGGCCACAUGACGCCAUCAAAAACUUUUUCCCACCCUCCUACAAAUAA